AUGAUAUUACCCCAGUCACCUCAGUCAUCUCAAGACGGUCCCAAAACCACUGGUCUGGCUGGCGUUCCUAUCCCAACGGAGCUCGUCCUGCAAAUUGUCAGAGCCAUUGGCCCACCACCGAAGCCAAGGCCGAUCGAGCAUUCGACGCUUCACGGUGCACUCGAGACUGAGGUGGAGUCCGAUUCAAAUGAAUUAGAAAUAGUGGAGGACUAUUUCUACGAAGACCCCAAGAAGCCAACGCCAACGGACGUUCUUGACGGUAUCACCAACGUCAAAAACCUAACCGUAUCAUGUAGGGCGCUAUACGAGAUCUUGAGAGUUGAGCUGUACAAGAGAAGCGGCCAAGAAGACGACUGGUAUGCGCUUCGAUGGGCCAGCUUCAACGGCAACCUCCGUGCGUUAGAAGCAGCCGUCAAGGCCGGCGCAUCAGUCAACUAUGCCUUCGAGAAAGCGGGAACUCCGAUAGAUAUGCUGAACUACGGACGUGUAGACAAUUCCUUCGGUAAUUUCCCUAGAGUGCCAAGGUCAAAGACAUACAACUUUGGCACGCCCUUGCUCGCGGCGGCGUAUGGUGACGUCAACCGGCGGCACCAGGCCGUCAAGUGGUUGCUGGCCCACGACGCCAACCCCAACGUCACUGACGCCAAUGGCGUCGCGCCACUGCACGUCGUGUGUAGGUGGGGUGUGCGAGCCAGCCAGACCGCCGAACUCCUUCUCAAACGUGGCGCGAAUGCCAACGCCCCAGGUCCUCGCGGGUGGACGCCGCUGCACCUGACCUGCUACUCGCGCAGAUGGCACCCUGAUCCGUCGGACCCUCGACGUUUGUCCCAGCAAAAGCAAGACGCGACCAUGAUACCUACUGCAAAGGAGCUGAUCAAAGCAGGGGCUGACUUGCGGGCAAAGACAACUUCGGGCGGGGCCAAAGAAUCUGGCGAACCCUGCAUCUCUGGCCUGACGCCAUACGAGCUGGCUCUUUACUGUCAGAACAUUACAAUGGUUGAGUUCUUCCCCCAUAUAACCGACAUUUUCAGUCUUGCCGCUACCCCGAGAGCUAUCCUAUCUGCAAGCGGCUCGUCGACUCUUCACAUCCAUAAUACCGCCGACCCUACCAUCCCAAUCACGCAAUCCCUCAGCGGUGCACACAAGCUGGGCUGCCACCACAUCUGUACCUCCCGUAAUGGUCUUGUUGCUGCAAGUGCAGGCUUCGCCGGCGAGGUGAAGAUCUGGGUCAUCAACAAGGACACGAGCGAGUGGAAGCUGCACUCGGAGAUCACAAACAAGGCAGCCAAGGCUGGCGAGGUCUGGGCCAUUGCUCUUAGUGAGGAUGGAAAAUUCCUUGCGGGAACGACAUACGACGGCCGCGUGAAUGUCUGGGACGUUGGCGAAGAAGGUACGCCCAAAAUCAGAGAGUACGAGACGGGAAGCCCGGGCUCGGGAAGCUUUGGCUUGUCAGUCGACUUGAGCCGUGAUGGACGGUACACUGCAAGUGGCCACCAGAAUGGUGCUGUCUACGUCUUCAACAACGACAACGGAAAGUUGUUAUUUUCACUACCAGGCCUGGUGAAAUCUGUCCGCUCUGUCGCAUUCUCUCCCGGUAACACAAGACUCGCUGCUGCUGGCGACUCAUCCAUUAUUGCGCUCUACGACAUCAAGAAUGGCGAGCAAGUCGGCAACAUGACUGGCCACGCUUCAUGGAUUACAUCCGUUGACUGGAACGACACUGGCGAGUACCUGCUCAGCGGAGCAAUGGACGGCAAGGUCAAGGUCUGGUCUAUAGAGCGUAGCGCCUGCGUCGCGACGCACAGCGAGACUGACAAGGCUCUGUGGGCUGUCAAGUGGCUUCCAAAGACGGGGAAGAACGAGUCUUUCUGUACAGCGGGCGCCAACAGAAGCAUCUCGUUUUAUAGAGAAGCCACGGGUGCAUAA
This is a messenger RNA of Colletotrichum orchidophilum, 1926 nucleotides long. Its product is annotated as WD repeat domain-containing protein. Gene Ontology annotation, cellular component: Cdc73/Paf1 complex. Bases 1 to 1926 code for a protein of 641 amino acids. Lineage: Eukaryota; Fungi; Ascomycota; Sordariomycetes; Glomerellales; Glomerellaceae. Gene Ontology annotation, molecular function: protein binding. The transcript is spliced from 3 exons. The record is from RefSeq and is a predicted model, not a curated record.